This is a messenger RNA of Canariomyces notabilis, 2938 nucleotides long. Its product is annotated as PLP-dependent transferase. Gene Ontology annotation, biological process: Mo-molybdopterin cofactor biosynthetic process. Lineage: Eukaryota; Fungi; Ascomycota; Sordariomycetes; Sordariales; Chaetomiaceae. Bases 203 to 2737 code for a protein of 844 amino acids. The transcript has 2 exons. Gene Ontology annotation, molecular function: pyridoxal phosphate binding; molybdenum ion binding; molybdenum cofactor sulfurtransferase activity. The record is from RefSeq and is a predicted model, not a curated record.
CUGCGAUAUUGUCAGGUGGAAGGGGGCGAACUCCGUGCUGCCGAGUCGAAUCUGCACUUCAAAUGACAUUCGGGCUGGGACCGACGAGAGUUAGCCAUUCGCGCUCCUGAACCAUGUAUACCCAAAUAUAUGUCCGGUUCAACAUCCCAAGAGUGUCAGGCAGCACGACCGCUUCCUUAUCGCUGGAGGCGAGCACACAACGAUGACGGCCGUUGCCGAUAACGCUAUGACAGCGCCCGAAACACACGCUGGCUACAAUGCCGCCGUCGAGAGGUUCAGGCACGAGGAGUAUCCUAUGCUGCAUGGAUCUGUUUACCUCGACCAUGCCGGCACCACGCUCUGCCCCAAGUCCUUGAUGGACCGCUUCGCUCAGGACAUGACCUCCAAUCUCUAUGGGAACCCGCACUCGGCCUCGCCGUCAUCCCAGCUAUCCACGGAGCGGAUAGAGAACAUCCGUCUCCGCGUGCUCCGCUUUCUCAAUGCAGAUCCGGCCGACUUUGACGUCGUGUUCGUGGCAAACGCAACGGCUGGAAUCAAGCUGGUUGCUGAAGCCUUGCGAGCCUUGCCUGACGGGUUUGAUUAUACCUACCAUCAAGCAAGUCACACUAGCAUUGUUGGCGUUCGUGAAGAGGCUCGAAAUAGCCUCUGCUUUGACGACGAGCAAGCGGAGCAGUGGCUCGCUGGGGGUCGGCCGUGUUGGGGCGAUGAAAGCGAACGUCCCCUCUUGCUGGCAUAUCCCGCCCAAUCCAACAUGGACGGUCGCCGGUUUCCCUUGAGCUGGGCCGAGAAGUUUCGGGGCCACGGAGCAAAGAAGACGUAUACAUUGUUGGAUGCCGCGGCAUUAGUCUGCUCCUCUCCGCUUGACCUCAGUCGCGCGGAGUCCGCCCCUGACUUUACCGUACUCAGCUUCUACAAGAUCUUUGGCUUUCCUGAUUUGGGCGCAUUGAUCGUGAGGCGUGAGGCGGAAGAGGCUUUUAGCUCCAAGAGGUAUUUUGGCGGAGGCUCUGUGGACAUGGUUGUCUGCUUGAAAGAGCAGUGGCACGCUCCCAAGAGCAACUUUUUGCACGAGCGGCUCGAGGACGGAACCCUACCCGUCCAUAGCAUAAUUGCACUUGACGCCGCUAUGCAUGUUUACAGACAGCUGUUCGGCUCAAUGCUGGACGUUGCAGCUCACACAUCGUUCCUCUCUGCGAGAUUGUACCGCGGACUCAGAUCAUUGCGGCACGGUAACGGCGAGCCCGUCUGCACGCUCUACUCACCGGAUCCAGAGGCAGCAGACUGCUGCCCAGAGAGUGGGCCCAUCGUGGCCUUCAACAUCCGCAACGGUCUGGGUGCAUGGGUGAGCUUGGCUGAGAUCGAAAAGAUGGCUAGUAUCAAGCGCUUCCACAUCCGUACCGGCGGCGUGUGCAACCCUGGAGGCAUCGCGAGCGCCCUAGGACUUGCGCCAUGGGAGAUGAGACAGAACUUUAGCUCUGGCUUCCGCUGCGGAACGGAUAACGAUAUCAUGGCUGGAAAGCCAACCGGCGUGAUCAGGGCCAGUCUUGGCGCUAUGAGCACUAUAUCUGACGUGGACAGCUUUGUAGAUUUCAUCGCCGAGUUCUACCGGGAUAUCUCGUCGCCUCCGAGGGUAUCAGAGGUGACGGGGAGUCUUCAGGAUUCACCGCCUCUUUAUAUCCACAGCAUAUCCAUAUACCCGAUCAAGAGCUGUGGUGGGUUCCAAGUCCCACCAGCAGUCGACUGGGAGGUAAGACCGGAGGGUCUUGCGUGGGAUAGGGAGUGGUGUUUGGUACACCAAGGCACUGGGCAGUCACUGAGCCAGAAACGGCAUCCCAACAUGGCUCUCAUUCGACCAUCCCUCGAUUUCGAACGAGGCGAACUGCGAGUCACCUACGCCGGACAGGUCCCGCCACACCUGCCUCGAGAGAUUUGCAUCCCCCUUUCGAAGAAUCCCUCGCUCUUUCGUUCAUCGGCUUUUCGAUCGAGGCAUUCUAGGGUCUGUGGGGAGGAGAUUCUCGCCCAGACAUACUCUUCACCAGCGAUCAACCAUUUCUUCUCCUCUGUUCUUGGCGUGCCUUGCCUCCUAGCGCGCUUUCCACCAGGCGGCCAGGGCAAAAGCAUGCGGCAUGCCAAAGCCCACCUUCAGAAGCACCAGCUUCCCCUUUUCCCCAGCAGCAACACAGGGGUCGUCCACAUGCCAGGCACUUUCCCUACCCCACCUUCCCCGCCAGACUCGGACACAGAAAAGGCUGUGGCCCCCAGGCGAAUCCUGUUAUCCAACGAGAGUCCCAUCCUGGCAAUCACUCUCGCCAGCGUUGAAGCACUUAACCGGGAAAUUGCGGCCCGCAACGGCAAGGACAGGGCGGCCGAGAUCUCACCCGACGUGUUUCGAGCGAACAUUGUCAUCGCAUCCGGCGCCUCUGCGACGUUAACGGCGACGACGGCGGCACUACCAUAUGCCGAGGACGCCUGGUCGGCCGUGCGCAUCGGCAGCAAGCACGAGUUUGAGAUGCUCGGUGCGUGCAGGCGGUGUCACAUGGUUUGUAUCAACCAGGAGACGGGCGAGAGGGGCCAGGAGCCCUUUGUCACGCUCUCCAAGACGAGACGGUUUGAUGGGAUGGUGUUCUUUGGAGUGCAUAUGUGCUAUAUGGGGGUUGGAGGGGAGGAGGAGGUUACCAGGGAGAGGCAGUUCCCGACUGUGAGAGUUGGGGAUCCGGUCGUGCCUGAGUGGCCUAGCUAGACGGAUGGUUAAACAAAGGGGUUAGGUUUUGUUGCAUGGGUUGACUUGACUCUCUUGGUUCUUGUUGCAUAGCAUUUGGUGGCAUCUGAUCUGUGCGAUGGGUUCGGCUGUGGAUAGGUGGGAUUAGUAAACAGAACUGCUACACUUCUCUCGCCUUGAAUAGGAUCGACCAGCGGUUUCUGGACUUGUGCUUACAGCAAU